Molecule: messenger RNA, 2025 nt
Organism: Dermacentor albipictus
Lineage: Eukaryota; Metazoa; Arthropoda; Arachnida; Ixodida; Ixodidae
Source: RefSeq, a predicted model, not a curated record
AGACCGAAGGGUGAAGAAGCGCGGUCACUUUGUACACGCCAUGCGAGGCGGAAGUUGUCGCCUAUGACAUUCGACGAGGUUUGCGCCACCAAAAGCGACGGAUUGCACGGAGUCGCUGACAACGUCCGUAAUCAGCUGCGGCAGCUAACUCGGUCAACACUUGACGCCUGGAGACCUUCGCCUCUUGCCGACAGCGACAGGUUGCAGGGCCAUCGUGGUCGACACAGCGCUCUCAAAACAGCCAUGCGAGUCCUGGCGGCCCUUCUCCUGGCGACUUGUGCUGUUGCCGGUGUGACAGCCCUUGCAACUCGCCACCGCGUGAAGCAUGAAAUUGCCCCCCUCUGCGACAACAACAUUGACCAGCAUGCUCGACUUGAUCGGCUUGUGGACCGGAUUCGUAGCAGGCUGCGGGACGAGGAGCCAUUCGCAUUGCCCGCUGACAUUGCUCCCCUUCGGCUGCAUGACGGCGUGCUGUGGGGGCUGAGCAACUUUGAACUGCGGCAUCCACCACAGUUGGUUUGUGGAAAUGGCUAUGCCAACCUCACCAUGCUCAUUGGUUUGGUGCAACCACAUGUCCGAUACAGGUGGAACUUCACACCGAUUCCUGGCGUCACUGGGCAGUUCAUUGCACAUGCUGAUCGUGCCACUGUAGACAUCUUUCUUCAGGCGCCCCUUGACUCUCCUAAUGCAAAGGCUUCCAUCAAGUCGCUCAAGGUCACUGAACUCAGUCAGAUCUGGGUCAAGGUUCCCAGUGUCCCCGUGGUGAGCUGGGUGGCUUCGCAAAUAGGAAACUUGGGCACAAUGAUCAACCGCAAAAAUCUGAAAAAGUUCCUCCAAGAAAACCUUCGCGCCUCUAUCCAAAAGACCCUUGACAAGGAACCCUUGUAGGUGAUAACACAUAAGUGGCAGGACGAUGGACAUCAUGCCGGACUGUUGUUCUGCGCCUGCUUUCAGCUUGCAACUGUCUCCUUGAUUGCGAAAAAAAAAAAAAAUGCCUGACAAGGUAGUCUGUGCAGGUAAUGCAGCUGAUUAUGAGAUUGAAUUGUGUGUGCUCAGUUUUAAUUUCUCUGUCAAUUUUUUAUCCUUCACAUGCAAUUAGUGUCCAUGUUCGCUGUCCAAGCCAUUCAUUUGUGAAAAAUGUUACAGCACAGUUUGAAGUGUGCGCAUAUUUGCAGGAAUAUAGGAGUUCGACUGUAGGGUUACCUUACUGUGCGUGACAUUGCGGUGAAACAAUUGCGCCAUUGACAUUACUUGAGCAAUGUCAGUGCCUCAAACCUUUAGUGCUGUUGCUAAAGCAUGAGAUCAGAUGGUUCACAAACAUCUUGUAUUUGUAUCAUCAGCACCCAUUGAAAUUCCAACAUGAAAUUGCUGAUCACAUGUGUACAUGCUCCAUAUCUGGCUUUCUAUGCAUGGAGUAGUCCCAAAUGCACAUUGUGCAGUCUGAAUUAGGUCCCUGUUACAAAUGCAGGUGAACCCGAAAACAAAACAACACAUUGGGGUAGCUUAGGAAUUGUUGUAUUUGAGUUUAUGCUUAUGCUACCUAUUUUUAUCCUUGUAGCCACUGCAUUAUAAAUUGUGCUUUUUGAAAUCAGCAAAUUUAGCUCAUUAGUAAAUGGUUAGAAAACAUAUUUAAUGUUAUAGUAUUUACUUAUUCAACACCAUUGGCCAAGGAAGUUUGCAACCGUUUCCUUGACAGAUGUGAUUACUUGUAUUAAACCAAGUGUUGGUGGUGGUUAGGUAUCUCCAUUUUAACAGCAUUGACUGUUAUUAAAGAAGCACUGACAUUGCAUAUUCAACUUGGUUUGUGUGUGUGUGUGUGUGUGUGUGUUAUGUGAAGGAGCAAAUGCUGUAAGCCUUAUAAAAAGUUUUGGCUGAUUGAUUGAUUGCCUAUGAAGUGUGCAAAUUUUUCUUUAUCAUGACGUCACCGCAGGCGUGGCAUUUUGAGGGCAGCUUUAGUAUCAAACAUAAAAUAGAAAUAUAAAUAUAAAAGCUGAAAUCAGCUGGCACAGGACAGGGGUAACUGGA